This is a messenger RNA of Planococcus citri (citrus mealybug), 4430 nucleotides long. RefSeq lists its product as uncharacterized. Bases 516 to 3071 code for a protein of 851 amino acids. The record is from RefSeq and is a predicted model, not a curated record. Gene Ontology annotation, molecular function: protein binding. Lineage: Eukaryota; Metazoa; Arthropoda; Insecta; Hemiptera; Pseudococcidae. The transcript has 8 exons.
UUUUAGGUGCGAUUGUUGAAAAACCUCCUGUUGUUCGAUCUCGAAGACGUAAGUCAUACAAAUUACUGUUUGAAUCAUCGUUACCGUUCUUCUGAACCAGAAGUUGAUUUCAAUCCGUUUAGAACUUGGAUGUCAGAAAUAUCGGCUUUACUUCGUUUUACCUAGUCAACGUUUUAUCGAGUUGAAAAUUACAACGUACGAUAACUAAACGAGCGCGGAAGAUUCACAAGAGUAUUAUCUGCAGUGGCUGCUUUUCGAAAAAACAAGACCACCACAUAUAGCCGGAAAGCGAACCACACACGGUGCAGUGGUCAGAAUAAGAACAAAUAAAAAAAUUACGUAAUUCUUACGUCGUCGCGUCGGUCGCAUCGAGGUCUCGUUCGUCGAGUAGCCCGACUCUCUGUGUGGACAGUGCUGUGGGUCAAAAAACUAGACGAAUAGAGGAAGCUUACCAGUUACCAUUGGCUCGGAGAUAUACAUACGUUUCACUACCGGUACACACUUGUAUGUAAAUUAUGCGGAUUUUCUGCAUUUCAGUUCGGACAAAGCUGCGAGAUCGGAAGAUGGUACUAUUCCGUGGACAUAGUAGAUCAUCCAACGUCGACGUGAAGUCCCAGAACGAGGAUCCAGCAACGCCCAGAUUAUUAAGGAUAUCGCCAUUGAGACACAGUUACCGAAUUCCAGCCGUAUGCCGAAAUUUAGACGCUUCGUUAUGUAUGCACGAUAGCGACGGCGAUUCUAUCAUUUCAGCGCCAGCUCACGGAGAUCAGCAGCACGGCAGCGAUACGAAAAAAGAUUUGAGCGUUUGGAACAAAAGCCUGUCGCAAAGAUGGCGUCGCAUACGCAGACGUUGUUCGUCGUUUACGACCAACUCCAACGGCCAAGUCGAAUCGCCCGAUAGUCAUCUGCAAAAGCAAUAUCUGCUCGAAACGAGCGGCUCGUCGUUAGACUCGCCAAAGGUCAUCGGCAGCGGUAUCGUCUUAGAUAGUACAAAUUCAUCGCUAGUGACACGUAUAAAAUGCCCGAUCGGCAACCGAGGAGAAACGCCCAACGAAAUCGGAACACCGCCAUCGUCGACGACGACGACAACCGGAGAAAACGACGCAUCAUCAGCGACGGCGAACGGAUUACCGGACGUGUCUCAUCUGCUACGAUUAAAAUUCAACAAAUUUCAAAACGGUUUUCGCAAAAGAAGAGCGUUAUCGGUGCACGAGUCGAUGUCGGAGAAGGAUAAAAAUCACGCCACCUUCUACGUACCAACUCCUCGAUCGUUGAGCCGGUCUACGGACGAUAUGGACGAAACCGAUGAUCUGGAGCCGGCCUCGUUACCUCCGGCUGCCGUCCUAGGCAGGCUAUCUUGCGCUAGAAUUAAUUAUAGGAAAUCGCCGAGCGAGUGUUCGUCCGGCAGAGGCACGGUAACGCCGACCGAAGACUUCGAUAACGAUAGUUCCGGCAGCAAUCAGUCGUCCAAGUCGAAUUAUUACAGAAAGUACUCGAACGAUGAUAGUAGAAUACGAUGCGAGGGCGGCGAUAAAAAUAGCCCGUAUUGGGAUCAAGGAUACCACAGUAUCGAGUAUAGUCCGGUGGCCGAAGGCGGUCUUUAUCGCUACAAUUCGUACACGACGACGACGUGCAACCGAAACGGCUACAAAGAUAACAACGUACCGGUAUCGUCGUCCAUCAUACGAAUUAGUUCGAAAAGCGAGAACGUACCUACGUCCAAAUUCGUCAACAACAACAAUCAUCGUAAUAAUAAUAAUUGUAGUCCGACUUGCAGAUCGAGCGCAGCAUCUAUCGUCAAUACUUCCGGCGGCAGCAGCGGCGCAUCCAGCAGAAUACCCAGUCCUCCGUGCACGUAUUACGACAGCUGUUAUCGUGGCGAAAUGCGAGACAACCUGAGAAAGUAUCAAAAUCGCGCCUCCGUCAACUACGGACGUACCACAUCGCCCGAGCAUAUUUCCUCCGCAAAUGGGUUUUCGACGCCGGAAUACGCCGCCAUUGCAUCGACCAACCUGACGCCACCGCCUCGUAAACCGAUCAACGGCGAAUUCCACAGACAACUUAGCGAGUCAGCGACAUCGUCGACCGGUUCGUCACGAAACCGUACCCCUUUAUCGGCCACCGGCAGCAGCGCCGAAAGAUGCAGACUCAUCAAUAUGUCCGAUACGCUGGAGGAUACCUUCGACGAACACUUGACGCUGCGUAACGAACCGAAGACCCGAUCGUGUCGCAGAUGGUCGCAAGCCGAUACUUUAGCCAUCGAUGCGGCCGCCGGUCUAGUUAAACCGUUCCCAGUCCGUAACGGAUUCCGUAUCGGAGAUAAAGUCACCGUCGACAUGUACGUCGGAUGCCAGCUCCCGUACGCUGCUCUGCAAUCGAUCGAACCGAUGUCGAUGCCGUACAACCCGUCGCCGCCGAUUCCGACCCCUAGAAACGAUAAACAUUUCAACAAAGUGAAUAAUCUGAGACGAAGAUCAGCUCGCAGCGUGUCGCCCGAAUCUCGCAAGAAAGAAACCGAAGCCAGAGAGAAACGGCAGCAGAUCGCGCAGAAUUUGCAAAAAUACGUCGACCAAAGAAGGAAGAACGUCGUGGUCGGGUGCAAAAGUAACGCCGAUUUGACCAGCGUGUCGGAGAACGAUUGUUGGAAAAAAGAAGACGACAACAAGGUGGCUAUAGUGGUGGAUGAAGUGGACGACGAAGAAACGGAAAACAGUAAAUUUUGCACGUUACCAAGAGGUGGCAGUAAGAACGCUACGUUUACCAUAUUGACUGUGAAUUUCGUCAAAGGAAGCGGUCAAAAAGGUCUUGGAUUCAGUAUAGUCGGUGGCCGAGAUUCACCUAAAGGCAUUAUGGGCAUUUACGUCAAGACCAUCUUUCCUAAUGGUCAAGCAGCCGAGUCUGGUAAACUGAAAGAAGGAGAUGAAGUAUUAGCGGUGAAUGGUAAAGCUCUGCAUGGGCUGAGCCAUCAAGAAGCCAUCGCCGUUUUCAAAGAUAUCAAAAGCGGUCCCGUUACCUUACAUAUUGGUAGAAGAUUACCAAAAAAGCAACGCGAACCGGUCGUUAAAACGUAGCCAGUUUUCAACUUUGCAUCAAGCAUCAGCAACAAAGUAACUAACGAUUCGCAGCCCAUGAUCCAAAGAUGGAGUUAUUAUUUUAUAAGCUUUUUUUUUUCGUUUUUUUCUUCUUUCUUGUUUUUUGUUGUAGCGUAGAUUUUUUUCUCGUGUUUCUCUUUUUUUUUAUAAUGCGUGUUUUUUUGUCGAGAUUUAUUUAUCAAUGUGUUUUGUCUUCGCUCUUUGCUUUUAUUUAUUUAUUUUUCGUUAUUAGUAUUUACGAUUUUGUAAUAUUCGUGAAAUCAAAAUCAAAACGAUCGAUUCGUUUGAAAACUUGAUUGUGUUAAAUAAGUUGCAUAUCUUGUGGUUAUCAAGGAGCAAUAUCAAUGUACCUUUUUUUUUUAUCAUUUUCACCAUUGUAAUUAGUCAUUAUUUUUUUCUCUCUCGUAUGUGUCCAAAGAUUUUGAAGAAGUAUUAAAUUUUAUUUUUUAAUAGAUUUUUCAAGUAUUUGUGCUAGAUUUUUUUUCCUUUUUUUUUUACUUAUUUAUUCGAAGGAGACUUCUCCUGUGAAGCGUGUUGCAACGUUGGUGUGUUCCGUGUUUUCUUUCUUUCUUUAUUUUUUUUUUCGCAAAUUCAACGUUGCGUUGGAAAUAAACCUUCAUUUAUGCUAAUUAGAGAUUUUCUUUGCUUAAUGUUGCUGCGAAGAAGUAUUUAAAGAAAGAACGAAGAAGGAGGAAAAAAAAUCAUUGCGGAAAAAGAUGAUAAUCUACGAAAAAAAAUCUGUUAACGGAUGUACCGUUACAAGAAGAUAUUUAUUUAUUUAACUGAACCUUGAAACGUACCGAAUUUAUGUGCACUUGGGCGCUCUUUAUAUGGCUCGAUUUUCAUUUAAUUUUUGAUAAAUCCGACUCUUUUUUUUUAGCACACCAAUUAGAUUUUUUUGUUGUAUUGUGACUUUUUUUUUUAGGAUGUCUGGUAGUGUGAAAGGUGAUCGUAGUGUGUAUGGUUGCUAUUAAGGUUGAUUUAUGAAAAAUUAUUAUAUUUUCUGCCUAGAAGUUGAAGUGCUUGACUGGUCACAUCGUGGAUAGUUCCUAGUUUUACUUUUGAUUUCGUUGUGUAUUUUUUUUUUAUCGUCCAGACGAAAGGAUAUUUAUUGUACCGUGAAAUGGUAUGAGAAAAGCCAAAGAAAUAUGUUGUAAUUGUUAGAGUACAAAAUAAUACUACUAAUUAACAUUCGCCGAUGUGUGUAUUUCUUCUAAUGGAAUUUCAAUCUCAAUGUAGAUUUUAUCAGAUCAAAAUAUUUUUCUUUCUAUGUUUUCUCGUUGAAUUGUAAAAAAUGAAUAGCGUGUUGUGUAAAUAAAUUUUUUUUUGUGAUUGUGA